Messenger RNA from Brassica napus (rape), 1573 nucleotides. RefSeq names its product PHAF1 protein At3g51130. The record is from RefSeq and is a predicted model, not a curated record. The transcript is spliced from 15 exons. The coding region runs from base 164 to 1360 and encodes 398 amino acids. Lineage: Eukaryota; Viridiplantae; Streptophyta; Magnoliopsida; Brassicales; Brassicaceae.
AAAACAUUAAACUAACAUUACGUCUAUUGCGAUGUUAACUUGAGCUGAGACCGGCCCGUCGUCUUCUGCGUGAAACAACAAAAAUCAAAUAAAAGAGAGAUUGUUCUCCUCCGUCCGAGAAACCGAUCAUAGUACGAAGGAUUACACUCAAAGAUCGGCGGUGAUGCAGAGAACAAGAAGACGAUGCGAAGGCACCGCCAUGGGCGCCACCGUCUUCGAUCUCCGACCCGGCGUCGGCAUCGGACCUUUCUCCAUCGGAAUGCCAAUUUGUGAUGCAUUUGCGCAAAUAGAGCAACAACCUAACAUAUACGACGUCGUCCAUGUUAAAUACCACGACGAGGAUCCUCUGAAAUUGGAUAUUGUUAUUAGCUUUCCGGAUCAUGGUUUUCAUCUACGGUUCGAUCCUUGGUCUCAGAGGUUACGCCUGGUUGAGAUAUAUGAUGUAAAGCGGCUUCAGAUGCGUUACGCCACUUCUAUGAUUGGGGGUCCAUCAACCCUGGCGACGUUUGUGGCUGUUUAUGCACUUUUUGGACCGACCUUUCCUGGGAUUUAUGAUAAAGAAAGAGGGGUUUAUUCUCUCUUCUACCCGGGGCUAUCCUUCCAGUUUCCGAUUCCUAACCAGUACACGGACUGCUGCCAUGAUGGAGAAGCGGCACUACCAUUGGAGUUUCCAGAUGGCACCACGCCAGUAACAUGCCGGGUCUCUAUAUAUGACAACUCAAGCGACAAAAAAGUUGGUGUAGGAAAGCUGAUGGAUAGAGCUUCUGUCCCUCCUUUGCCUCCUGGCAGCCUUUAUAUGGAAGAGGUUCAUGUCAAGCUUGGCAAGGAGUUAUACUUUACUGUUGGGGGGCAGCAUAUGCCUUUUGGUGCAUCGCCACAGGAUGUAUGGACUGACUUAGGACGACCGUGUGGGAUUCACCCAAAGCAGGUAGAUCAAAUGGUUAUUCAUUCCGCCUCAGAUCCACGACCAAAGACGACUCUUUGUGGUGAUUACUUUUACAACUAUUUUACUCGUGGUAUGGACAUCCUGUUUGAUGGCGAGACUCACAGAGCUAAGAAGUUUGUUCUUCACACCAACUAUCCUGGUCAUGCUGAUUUCAACUCAUACAUAAAGUGCAACUUUGUGAUCUCUGUUGGAGAGAGUGAGGCAGAAGCAAACAGAGGUGGAAACAAGAUCACUCCAAGAACAAAUUGGGAGCAGGUUAAGGAAAUACUCGGGGAGUGUGGACCAGCAGCAAUACAGACACAGGGCUCGACGAGCAACCCUUUUGGAUCGACAUACGUCUAUGGCUAUCAGAAUGUUGCUUUUGAGGUGAUGAAGAAUGGUCAUAUAGCCACUAUUACUUUGUUCCAGUCAUGAUGUGUCUACCGUCCGAGUCUUUGCAGGGGCUUUUUAUGCUUUGGGUGGAGAGGCUACAUCUUCUACUACAGUCUACAGACUGUAAAUUUAACAUCAUGAUAUUAUCAAACUCUACAAAUGUAAAUGCUGUACAGUUACGUGUUAAGUUGAUAUCAAGCUUUGUAACGACAAUUAGUACUGUAUAUCCCAUUAUUCAGACUACUUGUCUAACUA